This is a messenger RNA of Tachysurus fulvidraco (yellow catfish), 6281 nucleotides long. RefSeq names its product retinoic acid receptor gamma-A-like. Gene Ontology annotation, biological process: retinoic acid receptor signaling pathway; cellular response to corticotropin-releasing hormone stimulus; regulation of transcription by RNA polymerase II. Gene Ontology annotation, cellular component: nucleus; transcription regulator complex. The transcript is spliced from 8 exons. NCBI's taxonomy places the organism in Eukaryota, Metazoa, Chordata, Actinopteri, Siluriformes, Bagridae. Bases 1392 to 2825 code for a protein of 477 amino acids. Gene Ontology annotation, molecular function: zinc ion binding; nuclear receptor activity; nuclear glucocorticoid receptor binding. The record is from RefSeq and is a predicted model, not a curated record.
UCAGUUUGUCCGGCACUUUCUUCCUGCUCAGAGACUGCUGUAAAGUUUUAUAGCUGCUAGUGCUCUUUUUUUGGGAGUCGAGCUAAUCCAGUUCCUAAGGAAGAGAAGAAGAACAAAAGAGAAGGAGGAGAAGAGACAAUGUUCAGUGUGUCAGAGAGCGACAGAGCUGGCUGAACGUCCAACAACUGGAAAAGUGACAGCAGACCAGUCUGCCUCUCUCUCUCUCUGCCUCUCUCUCUCUCUCUCUCUCUCUCUCUCUCUCUCUCUCUCUCUCUCUCUCUCUCUGCCUCUGAGUGUUGGAUUCUGGGAACAGUAAUUCGAUCUCAAGGCUUUGUUUUCAUUUUAAAUUUGUGUUGUGUCAGAGACAGAGAGAAGAAGAAGAAAGAAGAGGAGGAGAAAACUAAAGUUCAAGUGAAGUUUGACUUUCCGAGGUCUUGUUUUGUUGAGGUCUCGAUCGCCCGACUGACAGCGGUGACGUCCAGAAGCUUCCAGAAAGUCAGAAGUUCAGAUGAAGUUAACUCCACCGACUGCUCCUGUCAGAAGACCAAAGAAUUUCACGAAUGUUUACAUUUUGUCGGAAACGGAAUCAUUGUGUGAAGACGUGUGAACCUCAGGAGAUGAUUUGACUUGAUGUCCUGCUGGAGAUAUUUGAGAACCUGGACCUGAUUGGACAUUUACAUUGGCACUUUAGACUGUUUUCAUUUUUGUGGUUGUAGCUAAACCAAAAAUCUCAACAUUGCUGGAAAUUUAACCUUCACCCGUUUCCAUUAGUAUUUGUGAUACUCUGAUCUGAUGUCUUGGAGAAUGUAGGAAUGACAUCAGACUUCAGAUUUUUACAGAUACUUUUUAGUCAGAGGGUGAGAUUAGAACGUCCCUAUAAAGAAGAACGCUGAGACCGAACUGACAUUUUAUUUCACACGUUGACAAAAAGAGUCUUUUAUUUUGCUUUGAAGAAGAAUAAGUAGAAGAGAAAAAAAAGGGAAGAGCCUGAAGUUGUGUAGAUGUUUCUCCUUCUCCUUGACUUUCUGGUCUUAUUUUAUUGAGCUGAUUGGAGUUUCUUUCAGACUGUGUUUGGGGUGCCAAUACUUUACAUUGGUCGAAGAAAAAAUAAUUAAUUUUUCCUCUUUCCUAAAACAUACAAGAAGAAGAAGAAGAAGAAGAAGUAGAGAAUCUUGCUGUCUUUGUGGAUGAGAAACAGAACUGAUCAGAUGUUUUUAUUUCACAUUUGAAGAACAUCAGAUGUUUUCUUCUGAAGAGGAACACUGGAAGAAGUUUGAAUCAUUCUAGCAGCUUCUGUUCCGGCUUGGUGACAUCCAGGUUCACAGCUAAAGGAGAAUCCUGGUCUGUGGCUGAGUUUAGGAGACUAUAAGGACGUCUGCCAUUAUAACGCCAUGUUCGACUGCGUGGAGACUCUAAGCGUGGGCUCCAGGCCUCACUAUGAUGUGUCCUCACAGAGCUCCUGCGUGUUGAGGAAGACGAGCUCCUUUUUCUCUGCUCCAGAAGCCUUCUGCUACAACACCGGCCUGCAGUCGGUGGAGACUCGCAGUACGAGUUCUGAGGAGAUGAUUCCGAGUUCUCCUUCUCCUCCUCCUCCUCCUCGAGUGUAUAAGCCAUGUUUUGUUUGUCAGGACAAAUCCUCAGGAUAUCACUACGGAGUCAGUUCCUGUGAAGGCUGUAAGGGCUUUUUCCGUCGCAGUAUUCAGAAGAACAUGGUUUACACCUGCCACAGAGACAAGAACUGUCAGAUCAACAAGGUGACACGGAACCGCUGUCAGUUCUGCCGCUUACAGAAGUGCUUCGAGGUCGGAAUGUCUAAAGAAGCGGUGAGGAAUGACAGAAAUAAGAAGAAGAAGGAUGUAAAGGAGGAAGUGGUUUUGCCAGAAAACUAUGAGUUGAGUGGAGAGCUGGAGGAGUUGGUUAAUAAAGUCAGUAAAGCUCAUCGAGAAACGUUUCCCUCCCUGUGUCAGCUAGGAAAAUACACUACAAACUCGAGUGCAGAUCACAGGGUCCAACUGGAUUUGGGUUUGUGGGAUAAAUUCAGUGAACUCUCCACUAAGUGCAUCAUUAAAAUCGUGGAAUUCGCCAAACGUUUGCCAGGUUUCACUUCACUCACCAUCGCAGACCAGAUCACACUCCUCAAAUCUGCCUGCCUCGACAUACUGAUGUUGAGGAUUUGUACUCGGUACACUCCUGAGCAGGACACCAUGACCUUCUCAGACGGUUUGACUCUGAACAGAACUCAGAUGCACAACGCUGGAUUCGGCCCUCUGACUGACCUCGUCUUCUCCUUCGCGGAUCAGCUGCUUCCUCUGGAGAUGGAUGAUACAGAGACCGGGCUCUUGAGUGCCAUCUGUCUCAUCUGUGGAGAUCGUAUGGAUUUGGAGGAGCCUCAGCGAGUGGAUCGGUUACAAGAGCCUUUGCUUGAGGCGUUAAAGAUCUAUGCAAGGAGACGUCGCCCUGAUAAACCCCACAUGUUCCCUCGAAUGCUGAUGAAGGUUACUGACCUGCGAGGAAUCAGUACUAAAGGUGCAGAACGAGCGAUCACACUAAAGAUGGAGAUUCCCGGACCGAUGCCUCCCCUCAUCCGUGAAAUGCUGGAGAACCCAGAGGUUUUCGAGGAGAGUCUUCCUCCUCCUGCCAUCCAGGCCAUUAAACGGGAGAGGAUUGAAGACUCUGAGGUCCCUGAGGAAGAAGAGGAUGAGGAGGAUGAGUGUGCAGAGGAGGAGAGGGAGAGAGGAGGAGACAGUGAGGAUGAUGAAGAGUGGAGCAUCCUGCAAGUGGACGUGGGGGAGAAGAAGAAGAACACGACGGGUAGAGCGCAUUGAUCCGAUAGACGUCUGGAUUUCCACCCACACAAACACACACACACACACACACACACACACACACACACACACACACACACACACACACACACACACACAACACACACACACACAACACACACAGAGAGUCACGUCCAAACAUCUGAGUGCUCUAGUUCUCAGUUAUUAAACUCUAAUCUAACAUCUCAUCUUAGAUUAACUUUAGUACUGAAUACUGUAAAGAUAAUCCUGUUAGAUUAGCUCAUGUUAGCCACCUAGCUGGAAUUAGCAGUAAACAUGACUGAACAGGGUCAAAAUCCUCUCAGAAAUCCUGUCAAGCUGUUCAUGUUAGAUAGCUUGUUAGCAUCAACAUCACAAACCUUUACCUGUCAUUUUACCUCAUGUUAGCUAGCUUGAUUAUGUUAGCAAUAUUAUUUAUGACAAUUCCCUCAGCAGGUAAAAAAAUAAAUAUUUAUAACUUAACACUUCUUUUACAUAUGUUUAGUUAUCCAGCUAUCAUUAGUGGGGGAAUAAACAUUCAUGAAAACUACUUGAAAGCAUUAGAAGUAAAUAUAAUAAACAUAAAAGAAUAGGAUAAAAAAAACCCACUCAGAAAUCCAGGAAAGCUAGCUUGUUAGCUUGGAUGCUAGUAUCAACAGUGAUGGCUGGAGACAUUACCUCUCUUGUCACAUUAGCUUAUGAGAGCUAAACAAAUCCUUUUAGAAAAGCCUUCAGGUGAGUUCAUAUUAGCUAUCUAGGAAGCAUUAGCAGUAAACAAUAUAAAGAUUAUAAAAUGAAUAAGAUCAGUUAUGUCCUGAGUCCAUAUUAGCCAACUAGCUAGCGGAGUGAAAAUGUAUUAAUAAUAAUUCUUCUCAGAGAUCCUGACAGUUAAAGCAUGUAGUUAGCAUUAGCAGUGUGGAUAAAAAUAGUAUAAACAUAUAUAAAUAGUAAUAUGAUAUAUUGCCAGAUUAGCUUGUAGUAGCUUGGAACCGUUAGCAUUAAAGCCGGCAAGUUUUAGCAGCAUUAGCGGUAGUGCUAAAGGGCAGGAAUACGACACAUCAGUGUGUUCGUUUUUUGAUAACUGAUUAAAUAAAAACAGCUCUCAGUCACCAGAUGUCAUGUGACCUGAAUUAUUUGUUAAAAAAAAAAAAAAAAAAAAAAAAAAACAGCCAUUUUUCAAUAUUUGGACUGAAAGUAACAAAAUAUCAGAAAAUCAGACAGAAAAUUUUAUUUUGUUCUGUGUUUUUUGUCUGAGUGAAAAAAACAAAACAAAGGAAAGCCAGAAAUUUGACCAAAGAGAAUAAAAAAACCCUCACAUUGUGAGAGAAAUGCGUUUAUAGUUUCACGCCUGAGUGAAUACGAACAUUUCUAAAAUCUGCAAUCUGGCAACUCUAAAAGUGUGGAUUACAUUUUUAAUAACGUUUAUCGAAGAUUAGCAGCUUUACUUCUAUUGGCUGAGAAACUGGCGUGAGCAUAUCGUCAAGCUGGAAAAAACUCAUGAUUUUGUCAGAAGUAAAAAAAAAAAAAGAAUGAAAAAAAGGCGUUAACGAGACAGUGUAAAUCUUUCAUGCAUAAAGAUUAACAUAUUAAGAAGUUAGGAAGCUCAGGGCACUAAAAGGACCAAAUAUUACAUGUUCAUUUGUUUAAAAGAUGCCAAAGAAAUUCCUAAAAUCAGAUUUAAGACUUUGUUUAAUGUAAUGUAGUCAUAAAUCCAGUAAGAAUUCAAAGCCAUAUAAAUUAGUGAGCAUCGAUAUGUUGCAGAAGUGAGAUUUAUUGAGACACACAGUGCCUUAGUCAGUCACGUGUUAGGUAGCUUUUUGUGGCUAAAUCCGUCCUACACUGUUAGCUACGUUUAGUUGGGGUUUUUUUUGUUGUUUUUUUUGCUAAGUCCAUCCUACAUUAGCUGUAUUAGUUUAUUUAGCUGUAUUUUUGUUCUAUUGUUUGUCUCUACAAUAUUAUUGGCUAAAUCCAUCCCACAGUGUUCGCUACACAACGUAAGUGCUAUGUGGCAGUGUUCAAAACGUCAUCGUUUUUUUUCUGUAUGCACUGAUACGCGGAGUUAUGACAGGGUAAAUACAGCCACCGUUUUUCUGCACGUUAUACCGGUAGCUACGGCCGCGGCUAAAUUACAGCGAUGUAUCAGUAAUAUCGUGAUGUAGCUCUCGUCUCGACUGAACCGAAACUUCAUACCAAAGCCAUUUCUAUUAUUUUUGUGUUUGUAUAUUUGUAUGUGCUUAUACGUUAACUCUUUAUGUGCAUUUUCCGCCAUUUCUAAACAAUAGAUAAGGUCUAAAGAUUCAUUAAAUCAAACACCAUCUUUAUUUUCUUGACUAAAAUUAAAAAUGACAUGAACGUUAAGCAACAGACAGAAAAAUAAUGCAGUUAGCGUUUAAGUUAAAAACGAAACCUUCAUAUCAAAAAGUUAUUUUUAAAAUUAACGGUAAAAUUAAAAAAUUCUAAAUUGAAAACAGACUUCAGAUGACGGAGGAAAGUAAAUGAUUGGUUUUAACUGGAAGUUUUUCAUUACAGUUUUUUUUAUUUUGAUAAAUUAAAUUUUUUGUGAACGUAAUUGACAAAUUCUCAUGAAGGGUUAACAAUUUAUUACAAAAUGUUGCAAUUAUACACACACACACACACACACACACACACACACACACACACACACACACGUACCUCUGAAAACAUCUUCAAUCAGGUGAAAGGAGAAACAUCACAUGGUGAAUCCGUGACGUUUUACAGAUUUUGAAAGAAUUUUUUGAUGCAAAUGUAGCAAUUAAGUGCGGCUUUAUACGCUAAAGGACAUUAAUGUGUUUAGAAUGAUUGUGAGAGUGUGUGUUUAUUGGUACAUUAGUAUAGCGUCGUGCAUGCAGUUUUUAUAUUAUCAUGAUGAACCUUGUUGUUAUGGAUGUAGACAUCAUUUGUCAUGAAGAAUUUGUGCUCGGUGGUUUGCAGCUAGAUAUUUUUCUACUUUUGCAUUUCUGUUUUACAUAAUUUUACAUUUCUGAUCUUUCUUUUUUGUGCUUUUUAUAUUGUUAAACUUCAGAAACAUUCAAAAGUUACAAUGGCAUCUGUUGUUUAUUACAUUCAGAAUAAUAUUUAUGCUUCAGAGCUUUUUUUUUUUUUUACAUGUUUUUUUUUCAGACAUAUCACCAAAUGCAGGGAUUUUCAAUCUGAAAACAACAGAAAUGUUUAUUUCGUCUAGAAUCCCUGAUUUGGAUUUGAUUUUUAUCUAUUGGAAAGUAAAAUAUUCUUGGUGUAUAAUACAGUUUAUUGUUCAUGUUUCUAUUGUUUUGUAGACCUUCAUAACAACUCUUCAUGGCCUUGCACAAAAACUAGUGAGAAACUAGAACCGGCGUGAUUAAAGUUGAAAGUGUUUUAUUUGUAUUUUAAUCACUUUAAACUUUCUAUAAUGUUCAUUUUUUGUUGUUGUUGGAAACUUUGUUUUUGAAGCCGAUUUAUAAAACAUUUCCACAAGAA